UCUUUUAGUCUCUGCCCCUAUUCUCAUUUGGAUGCUCCAGGCUCGCAAGAAGUCACACAGAAAAUUUGAUUUUAACGUUUUUCUUGGCUCGCGCUAUGUUUCUCUGGUUUAUGCGGACAAAUCUGAAACGAAGUCAAGUCACGAAACUCUGAUUUUAUGUUUCUGCGGAUGUGUGGUUGUCAGAUUUUUUUUUGUUUGUUUUUUUAUAAAUACUUGGCUCUGCUCGCGCAGAGAGACGCGCAGCCAGAGACCCGUGCGCAGUUGUUGUCCGUUUUCCACGACCCGAUACCUCACGAGAGGGGGGGUAAGAUCUCAUUUAACACAACGUGACGUGCAGGCAAAGUCCGUUUGCAAACCAAGAUCAGAACAAUUUGGUCAAGCCAGGGACAGAGCCAUGGGUUUGCUUCUCUUCUUCUCCGUAGAAACUUGGAUUCUUCUGAUCACAUUUAUCUGCAUAUUUGUCACGUAUGCACCACGGUUGAGUUUUUAUCCAGAUCAAGUUAUUUGCACGUGAAACCGGCCAGGGAAUGGACCAAAACUGUGCCUUUGCCUCUCGAGUGAACAGUUUACUACUUGGACGACGUCUGUUGUGCUCACAAGUAUGGGAGAGUAUGGGGCAUGUACGAGUUGAAGAGGCCCAUUCUGGCUGUGAUGGAUCCCGACAUGCUGAAAACCAUCCUAGUGAAGGAGUGCUUCGCCCACUUCACCAACCGGAGGAACUUCCGUCUGAAUGGGGACCUGUAUGACGCAGUGUCUAUUCUUGAGGAUGAUGACUGGAGACGGAUUCGCAACAUCCUCACCCCAUUGUUCACCUCUGGUCGUAUAAAAGAGAUGUUUAGUAUCAUGAAACAUCAUUCCCGCAAACUGACAGACAAGCUGCAGUCCACAGUGGACAAUGAUGAAGUUAUUAAUGUCAAAGACUUCUUUGGAGGCUACAGUAUGGAUGUGUUGACGAGCUGUGCAUUAAGUGUGGAUUUAGACUCGAUCAGCAACCCUUCCAAUCCCUUCAUAACCCAUAGCGGCAAGAUGUUCAGAUUUUCCAUCCCUCUUUUCAUUUUCCAAGGAUGUUUUCCCUUCUUUCUUCCUCUUUUGGAGCUGCUGGGUUUCUCCUUUUUCUCUAAGUCUUCAACUGCUUUCUUUAAAGCGGUUUUGGAGAAGAUCAGAGCAGAACGCAAUGGGAGCUCAGAACAGACUUCAAGAGAUAUCUUUCAACAUAUGAUCAACUCUCAGACAGUCAAUGAACACCAAGACGAAAAGAAGAAUAAGGUCUGGACGGGUCUUACUGAUCAUGAGAUUCUUUCUCAAAUGACAAUUUUGCUGAUUGCUGGUUUCGAAACAAGUGCCACAACCCUUGUCUUCUUGGCCUACAACUUGGCAAGAAAUCCUGAAGUCAUGAACCGCCUGCAAAAGGAGAUAGACUCUACUUUCCCGAAUAAGGGUCCAGUCGAGUAUGAAGCUCUGAUGCAGAUGGAGUACCUAGACAGUGUGGUCAAUGAGUGUCUGAGGCUCUACCCUCCAGCUGCACGUCUCGAACGUAUAGCUAAAGCAUCCGUGAAGAUCAAUGGAAUCACAAUCCCGAAGGACAUGACUGUUUUAAUUCCAGUCUACGCUCUGCACCGUGACCCUGAGCUGUGGCCAGAGCCGGAAGAGUUUAAACCUGACAGAUUUAGUAAGGAGAACAAGAAGAGCAUCAACCCAUACACUUACCUGCCAUUCGGCAUUGGGCCAAGGAACUGUUUGGGGAUGCGAUUUGCUCUGGUGGUGAUUAAACUGGCCUUGGUGGAGGUUUUGCAGAACUACAGCUUCUCAGUCUGCGAGGAGACAGAGAUCCCUUUGCAGAUGGAUACUGCAGGUCUUGUUGGACCCGUACGACCCAUCAAACUAAAGCUGGUGACACGUUCCAUCGCCUCAGCAAGUGUGGACAAGUGCAACUAGGAAGGACUUAAGAUACUUUCCUGAAGACUGAACUAUUCUAAAAAAUUUGUUAUUUUAGUACCUGACAAUGGUAAAUCAAGUUUACGACUGUAUGUUUUUAUUUUGUAUCAGAAGUUUGUAAUGAAAACAGACAUAGUGAAGUUGAUCAUGCUUAUUUUUGGAGAACAUAUGGAGAACAUAUCCCGAAUUUAUAUUUGCAUCGUGCUCACGAAUUAAGGCAUUUAAUUUCAAAUAAGCCAUGCCUACAAUGGUUUGGCAAACACAAGACAGUUUGGAAUAUCAAAACAUGCGUUAAUAACCUUUUUGGAUAACGAAAUUAAAUUUCCCUGAUUUGCACUAACAUGAAAGCUGGGAGGAGACUGGAGCACCUGCCGGACACCUCCAUAAGUACAUGGACGCAAACUGAACACAGAGAGUAUCAGUAAUCAUGUCAGGGAUUGUUUUAGCUGUGAAGUGACAGUGCUAUUUACUGAGCCACAACACUGAUUUUUUUUUUUAAACUGAAGAAUAAGAGAGGGUAAAAAAAACAAACAAACAAAAAAAAAAAACACUAAUUAAAAAGUAACAGGACAAGAAACUUUACUUCAAAGCAUUCAAUUACUACUAAGUACAUCAUCUGUGUAAUGACUUAUAUGGUAUCUUUGUACUUUGUCUUGCUGUUGUAUUGCACUUUAUUACAUUAUAAGGUUUUUCUUAAAUUUAUUGUCUGUCCAGUUUGUGUAGGAGCUAAUCAACAUCUUCAUAGAACGUUUAGGAGAUUGUACAAACAGUCCCUUAAUAAAC
Messenger RNA from Xiphias gladius (swordfish), 2718 nucleotides. RefSeq names its product cytochrome P450 3A30-like. Gene Ontology annotation, molecular function: iron ion binding; oxidoreductase activity, acting on paired donors, with incorporation or reduction of molecular oxygen, reduced flavin or flavoprotein as one donor, and incorporation of one atom of oxygen; heme binding. The record is from RefSeq and is a predicted model, not a curated record. NCBI's taxonomy places the organism in Eukaryota, Metazoa, Chordata, Actinopteri, Istiophoriformes, Xiphiidae. The coding region runs from base 619 to 1935 and encodes 438 amino acids. The transcript is spliced from 13 exons.